This is a messenger RNA of Alosa sapidissima (American shad), 2650 nucleotides long. Its product is annotated as probable vesicular acetylcholine transporter-A. Gene Ontology annotation, cellular component: AP-1 adaptor complex; terminal bouton; AP-2 adaptor complex. Gene Ontology annotation, biological process: chemical synaptic transmission; xenobiotic transport; transmembrane transport. The record is from RefSeq and is a predicted model, not a curated record. Gene Ontology annotation, molecular function: acetylcholine transmembrane transporter activity; xenobiotic transmembrane transporter activity. The transcript has a single exon. Bases 486 to 2033 code for a protein of 515 amino acids. NCBI's taxonomy places the organism in Eukaryota, Metazoa, Chordata, Actinopteri, Clupeiformes, Clupeidae.
AAAAUGAAACAUGAUAUUGGCAACAUCUACGAACUAAUUCCUGCCUAUGGCAGCGUAAGCAGCUUUGAUCUCAAAGAGACGCGUGGACGCGCCACAGGUGACGGAAAAGCUCCUACAACGCCCGCGCCCUGUGUCGCCAACUGAUAAGCGUCCGAGGGAAAACUUCCCAGGAAUAACGACAGGCUCGGGGCCCCGAAUCGAAGAGCAACGCGCGUGAUUCCACGACGUCACCUCUCAAAACCAUGAAGAGACAGUUGACGUUAAGGACCAAACGUGACGAGGACAAGGCGAUCGGAAAGUCGCUGGUGAAGUAGCUGGAUGCAACGGGGACACAGCGGGGCGAAAAAAGUUAUUGUCUUUCCCCACCCGAGUGACUAAAAGAGACAACAAAGGACCGUCAAUGUUCAAACUAUGCUCUCUUUGUACUGACAUACCAAGGUAGGAACCAUCAAUUCCCGUGUCGCUGCACAUAAAAAUAUUGAACCAUGGAAUCGGAAGGAUCUACGGGACUGGCGAAGUCUGCCGCUGUAAAACUGUCUGAGAUGGGAGAAAGAACUAAACAAUUAGGUACCGCUAUGCAAGACCCAAACCGACAGAGACGGAUUAUUUUAGUGAUUGUGUGUGUGGCGCUUUUGUUAGACAAUAUGCUCUAUAUGGUUAUAGUGCCAAUAAUUCCAGAAUACCUGGCGGAUCUGGAAAGUGAGCAAGAACAUGCUUAUAAAGCUUCUCAUUUAAAUUCAUCUGCAUUCAAAAGCAACAAAGACAAUUUAGACGUCCAAAUUGGAGUUUUGUUCGCAUCCAAGGCUAUCCUGCAGCUGCUUGUCAACCCUUUUACCGGAACUUUCAUAGACCGGGUGGGAUACGACAUUCCACUUUUAAUCGGACUCACUAUCAUGUUCCUCUCCACCUGCAUAUUUGCGUUUGCCGAAAACUACGGGACCCUUUUCUUUGCGCGCAGUCUACAGGGACUCGGCUCGGCUUUUGCCGACACCUCUGGAAUCGCAAUGAUUGCGGACAAGUACACUGAGGAAGCGGAGCGAAGUCGCGCUUUGGGCAUCGCCCUGGCGUUCAUCUCGUUCGGGAGUCUGGUUGCACCUCCCUUCGGCGGCGUCCUGUACCAGUUCGCCGGCAAACGAGUGCCCUUCAUAGUGCUCGCUUGUGUUUGCCUGGCCGAUGGCUUCCUGCUUUUAACUGUGAUAAAGCCUUUCACGAACAGGACUCGAGAGAACAUGCCCGUGGGCACCCCGAUCUACCGACUGAUGAUUGACCCGUACAUAGUCGUGGUGGCGGGCGCCCUGACCGUGUGCAACAUCCCCCUGGCCUUUUUGGAGCCGACCAUCGCCAACUGGAUGACCACCACCAUGCACGCCAGCGAGUCAGAGGUGGGAAUGACUUGGCUCCCAGCGUUUUUCCCUCACGUCCUCGGGGUGUAUAUGACUGUCAAAUUAGCAGCCAAGUACCCCAACUUGCAGUGGUUCUACGGCGCUCUUGGUAUGGUCAUCAUAGGAGCAAGCUCCUGCGUCGUGCCAGCGUGCAAAACUUUUGGCCAGCUCAUGCUCCCCUUGUGCGGCAUCUGUUUCGGCAUCGCGCUUGUAGACACCGCGCUCCUGCCAACCCUUGCCUUCCUCGUCGAUGUGCGGCACGUUUCCGUGUACGGCAGCGUGUAUGCUAUCGCUGAUAUAUCCUACUCGGUCGCGUACGCGAUGGGCCCCAUCGUGGCCGGCCAGAUUGUGCACAAUUUGGGCUUCGUGCAGCUGAACUUGGGCAUGGGACUGGUGAAUGUGCUUUACGCGCCCACCCUGCUCUUUCUCCGCCACGUGUGUCAGAUGAAGCCGUCCUACUCCGAGAGAAACGUCCUACUCGAAGAGGGGCCACAGGGACUCUACGACACCAUUAAGAUGGAGGAGAGAAAGAGUAAAAAGAAGGGCUUCAGCUCCGCCGGUAACUGCGUCCCCAUUGAUGAAAACGGACUGGACGCCUUCAGAGAACACGGGUCAUAUUCAGAGGAAUCAUCUGGUCCAGAGUACAGUUAGAAAUUAAAAAGAAAAAGAGUCGUAGAUAGUUACAUUUUUUUUAGAGAUUUUGUUUAUUUUAUUAACUAGAAUAUAUUUUACUUAAGUUAUGUGCAAUAUAUAAUUACCAAAUAAUGAUUGUCUUAUGCGUUUCGGAUAUGGGUUUCUUAGUUGAUCAUGAUGCUAUCAUUACAGCUUAAAUGACCAAGUCUAUGGUGAAACGCUUCCUCCUAUCAUUAUUGUGAAAGGUCUAUAUUCGACUUUGUGCACAUGUACUGUAUUGUAAAAAGGUAAAUAGAAACAUGUAUGUAAAAUAAUAUAUUAAAACUUCAGACACGAAAUCAUGAAAACCAAAUAUCGUACUUUAUAUUUCCAGGUGAACACAAAUAUUUGUUUACAACCAUAUUAUCGUUAUCAUGACACUUCAUUGCAAGUUUUCAAUCACUGUAAUAAUUUGGAGUGACUAUUAUCUUCUAGUUUGAACUGUUAAAUCACAUGUCUACCACAAAUAGCCCUACUUGUUGUAAAUAUGUAGGUAUCUGUAAAUUCAACUAUGCCUAUGUGGACUAGUGUAAAAUGGAAUGUGUGUGUUUUGUGAUUUAGGUAGAACCUAUGUAAUGUCAGAGGAGAGAAUGAAC